GGGUGACUGCGCUUUACAGUAUAUCCCACGAAGCACUUUGUGGCAUCUCGCCAACCUGUUUUUGGCGCUGUUUGGGAGUGAGCUUGAAAGUUAUAAAGAGCCCAGGAUCUGUUUUCUUAAGGGAAUCGCUUGUGUGUGUGUGUGUGUGUGUGUUGUGCUGUGUCUAUGCUCCUGUGGGGAGGUUUCUGAGCAAAGCGACAGAGAGAGAAAGAGAGAGAGAGAGAGAGAUGGGGGAUGUAAUCUCGACUCACCUCGACGAACCCAAACGUCAGUUCAUUUCAGAAAGGACUGGCAAGAUCCUGCAAGAGUUUUUUCAGUUCUACGAGGAUCAGUAUCCACUGGCACUCUUCAAUAAGAUCCGCUACGAGGUGGAAGAAAAUGGUGGCCCACAGCCCCAGCUUCUGGAGAGAAAGGUUCCACUCAAGGAUAAACUUAUCUUCUCUGGCAAUCUGUACCAGUACAUGGAAGAUAGCAGGAAGUGGAAGAACAGGCAUUUCGUUGUCCACGAUGAUUACAACAUCCUGUUUUACGACAGCAAAAUGGCUCUCGAGAAAGGAUCCAGUCCAAAAGGAGUCAUUAACUUUGCGGGUUACAAGGUGCUGAACUCAGCUGAUCACUAUAUGGAACUGCUCAGUGCCAGCAUGCCAGGGAUCAAAGGGAAGGCGAGCAGCUCGCCCUUUCUAAAAUGGCCGACGGAGUUCCGUACCAUGAUGUGGCAUCCAUACGGACGUCACUUUUACUUCUUUGUCCUGGCGGAGAAGGAGCAGCAGAAGUGGCAGGCUGUCUUCCAGGAUUGCGUGAGACAUCUCAAUAAUGGAUUGCCGGAAGAUUCCAAAGUGGAGACUCCGGCGUUCAGCGAUGCCGUCCGUCUGUACCGUCAGUCAAAGGAUCAGUAUGGCACCUGGGACAUGCUCUGUGGCAACCAAGUGCAGAUUAUGAGCAAUUUGGUGAUGGAGGAGUUACUCCCAGAGCUGGGGACGUUGAUUCAUCCCAGGCUGAAAGGGAAAGUUCAUGAUCGACAGAGAGCUUGGAUUCUGAUCACGGAGGCUGUGUACAAAAUAGUUCAGCAGGAGACAAGACGCCAGUAUGAAGCUGUGCUACAGAAAUGCGAGCGCUCCCGUCCUGGUUUGGAGAGCAGGAUUCGUACAGACAUGGACCAAAUCAUCAACUCGAAGGAGCACGUGGCUAACAAAAUCAGAGCCUUUGUGAUGCCGAAAGCCGAGGCUUGUGUACGAAGCCAGGUCCAGCCGUACAUUGGCUCAAUCCUGGACGCCUUGAUGGCCCCGACCAGCAGGGGCUUCGCUGAGGUCAGGGACGUGUUCUUCAAGGAGACCGUGGAGAUGAACAUGAAUGUGACGAAUGAAGGGAGUCAGCACAAGCUGGGAGAGCACAUGGAGAGGCUGACGCUGCUGCCGUACCACCCGGUCAAGAUGCAGAGCGGCUACGAGAAACUGGAGCAGCUCCAGCCCCAGCUCGAGGGCCUCCAGCAGCGCUUCGACCUCUCCAGCCCGGCCGUCUUCGUCCAGCGUGGCCAGAUCCUUAUGAGACAGCAAAUGGACAAUGCAGUCUACACGUUCGAGCAGCUUCUGCACCAAAACCUGGAAAAAUCCUCCGGGAAGGAAGAUUUGUGCAAAAUCAUUCAACGCAUCCAGGAGAGAGUGCUGAAGAAAUACGACUACGACAGCAGUACAGUCAGGAAGAGGUUUUUCCGCGAGGCACUUCUCCAGAUCACCAUCCCCUAUCUGCUGAAGAAACUCUCUCCAUCUGUCAACACGACUCUGCCCAAAUUUCAAGAGUUCAUCUUUGAAGACUUCUCAAAGUUCAUCUUGGUCGAUCACAUUUUUGAGGAGGUUGUUCUUCAGUCAGUUUCGAAAGAUAUAAUGAUGGCGGUGAAGGAAGCAGCUGUUCAGCGGAAACACAACCUGUUCCGAGACAGCAUCGUGAUCACCGGCAGCGACCCCAACCUGCACCUUCUGGGCGAGGGUCCUCCCAUCGACUGGAGCGGCGAGUUUGGGGGUCCAGAGAACAGUCCGCCGAGCACAGCAGAGAAACGCAAGCGGAUGAAGCAGGUGGUGUCCAUGAUCCAGGAGGAAGGAGUCUUUCUCCGGCCGGAUGAGGUCCAGAGUAUGGGGGACCUGAAGGAGGAACCGGAGAGCCAGGAAGGUCCAGACGAGGACGUCUCAAGCCAGGCCAAGUCCCCCGACAGCGUCAAAGAGAUCCGCGACCUGUUGCCGGUCAUCACUGUCGAGAAAGCCCUGCCGACCGAGUGCUCCCUGAGUAACGGAAUCGCUUGCCAGGACACGCCCGCGGGCGAGAGCAGAGUGGAGGAAGAAAGCGAGCGGGCGACAGCCACCGAGACCAGCCAGGUGCCCGCCCCGUCCUCCAGCCGUGACAGCGGCUUCCAGUCACCCUCCGAUGAGGAGCAGAGGACCGGGGCCGGAGAUGCCGAUGGGGCCACGGCCACUGGUCAAGAGCCCAGUGAGAAAGUGACUGUUUGCCAGCAGGAGGACCAGGAAACCGGGGAGGGGGUCUCCUCCUCAGAGAAUCCCAUCCCAGUCCCGCAAGACGCCAGCGCCACAGAAACAGAGGAAACAAACACUGCGUUCUAAUUGACAAUCAGACCCAGAGAGAAAUUCACUGACUGUCAGGACUGGAGUUGAUUGUUUCUCAGAGGGAAAUAAACACAUACGUUUUUCUUUUUUUUUGGCUCGCCCUUGGAUGACGGUAAUAACUGAGAAACUUGCUCAGUAAGCCUGCUUGGCCCCCCCCCCUCCCCGCCAUUGCUAUCGGGUUCAAACUUGUUGCCUCUUUUUUUGACAUCCCCAAAACUUCCAGCAAAGCCACUCGGUUUCUCCUCCUUGCUCCCCCGCUAACAACUUUAUCUGCAUUUUGCUUUCCUUGUGUAUGUUUUUUUGUGUGUGUCCUACACCUUUGUCAUUGUCUCGUUCCCUCUUUCUUUCCCCCUUUCUCUUCCCUUCCUCCUUUCUUUUGCCCCUUGCCUCUCUGCGGUCCAUCCAUCCUUCCCCAAAAUGUUUGAUACAAUCACAGUACUCUCCGGCCAAAGCAGAAGUGCUCGCUGGCUCCUGCUGUUCUACCACAAACCAUCUUGUCUUUGAGGCUUUCUUGAUUGAAACCACCAUCACCAUCCUCACCUACCUACCCGUCCCCAUAUUAGAGCAACCUUCAUCACCUCUACUUUGCUGGCAAAUGCAAUACACCACCCAUGCAGACAAGCGGUUCAUUUCCCUAAAUGUUCAUUUCCUAACACUGUUUACUGUGCAUUUCUGGAAAGGAACAAAAUGCUGCGUUUUUACUCGUUUUUGGAUGGCGGAUCGCGGGGAGAGAAGACGUGAAAUGGGCGUUACGAAGAGCGAGCUCUGGGGCUGGAAACCAAACGCCACGUCUCCGCAACCGAGGCUUGGGCUACGAUCAGAGAAUCCAGGCGAUGCUCACUUCUGUUACUCGGCUUGAUUUUUUGGAAACUUGUUUUUCAUCCACUUCCACCACCGUCUCACACACCUCUCCUCCUCUCCCACCAUGUCCUCUCUUGCAGCUGUGGGCUGUAUCGUCGCAGAAGCAAAUGCUGUGUAAGUGCGGGGCUGAUCGCUGGUGAGACUGGAAGUGUGUGGACAUCAUAAUCAAUUUUGUUCACACUCAGAUGUCUUUCCUGCACUGCUACAGAUACGCAGCCUUAAGGAUCCUUUUUUAAAUAAAGCAAGUGUUUAUUUAAAAAUGUUAGGGUAUAUAGAGGAACAAAAAAAACUUUCUGCGGGAUAUUCUUACAAGAUGUCUAAAGUGACCUUCACAGGCUUUGUGAUGAUGAAUGUAUUAGAAUCAAGCAGUUAAGACAAUCACAGUAGGGGGUACGGAGGGAAAAAAAACUAUUGUAGAGAAUCAUAGCAGUCGUUUCUAUAAGAUUUUAUUAUUUUAAUAUGACAGAAAUCUGGUCGCUUCUACUCAGAAGAAGGGUUGCAAAUCUCUGGAGGGGUAGAAAGAGUCCAAUGCAUCGCAAACCUCUUAAAUUAUACUAUGUGAUCAUCCUUUCUUUUGGGGGUGGGGGGGGAGAGAUUAAACGAAGGAGGCUUUAAAUUCACAAGGCAUUCCUGACUCAAAGAGCAAUACUGUUGAGAAUGAUUGCAAAAAAUACGCCAAAGAAUUGUUAUAUAUAAAAAAAAGUGCAAUCUCACCUGGGAAACAGUUUAACAUUGAACAAUAUCUUAUUUUAAUGUUGGGUCCACAGGAUAAAUAUAUUUAUAUACACACAGUGUAAUAAUACGAGGGCUCAUGAUGGCUUGUGGUGGAGGAGAGAGAGAAAGAGAAAUGCAUUCUAUAAUAAUCCUUGCAUUUUGAUGUAGCGCCUUAUCACGUCAUGGGACAUCUUAAAGUGCUUCACAGGAUAUACUGUUAAGUGAAUUGACUGUACAUUUUGUGGGUGAAAUUCUACUGAUAUUUUGCCAUUAAUUGAGACCUGUGCUCUUCACAACCAACCUGCAACCCUGCUUUAUUAGGAAUGGAGGUUUUUAUUUUUUAAUAAGAGAAUUUUAUGAGGUAUCAUCUAGCGUUAAGUGCUUAUUUAACUAUUAAAUAUUUCCUUGGGUUCGCUUGAGGCCAGUGAUCAUAGCUUUUUGCAUUUCCCUUUAAUUACUACAACACUAAUUGACUUGUUUUUUUCCCACCUCCCCCUCCUUUCCGCUGUAUCAUAGCUUACGGUUAAAAGCUUUUAUUUUGUAGCUUUCAAAACAGGAUGGGAAGAUGUACAGAAUCGUGCAUUUAAUCAGUGGACGUUUGUUUUUAAACCGUACUGAAGUGACACACUAUGAGCAAAUCCACGUCAAUGUCCACCCAAAUUAAUCACUUUAAAAUUCCUCCUCGACUUUUGGUUAUUUUUUGCUGCUUUCCUUCUAACCUUUUGAGGGGGGCGGUGGGGGGUGGGGGACAGGGGGUUUGCAACCGGUGAUCGUGACUGUUACACCUCAACUGUGGGUUCCCACAGGGAUGCUCCUAAUGUUUUGUUAAGCUGCCUUUGUCCAAAAGUGUUGAAAAUAUGCAUUCAAUAAAGUUUUUUUUGAACAGGA
Messenger RNA from Callorhinchus milii (elephant shark), 5075 nucleotides. It is a transcript of the gene niban2a, whose product is annotated as niban apoptosis regulator 2a. NCBI's taxonomy places the organism in Eukaryota, Metazoa, Chordata, Chondrichthyes, Chimaeriformes, Callorhinchidae. The record is from RefSeq and is a predicted model, not a curated record. The transcript is spliced from 15 exons. Bases 228 to 2609 code for a protein of 793 amino acids.